Messenger RNA from Bactrocera oleae (olive fruit fly), 8166 nucleotides. The record is from RefSeq and is a predicted model, not a curated record. Lineage: Eukaryota; Metazoa; Arthropoda; Insecta; Diptera; Tephritidae.
UCGAUUAUCUGCAAAGAGGCUUGAUAAAGAACAAGAUAAAGUAAUAAGUGUAAAGAAACUCCUAAGUUCCAAUUAACUGAAUUUCCUUAGAAGGUUGCGAUGUUCGCAUAUAUAUUAUAUAAUAUUAUACAUGUGUGCUAUAUAUUCUUACAUGUGAUUAUAAAAAAACCUCCGAUCAUACAUAGGCCUAAUUUUUAGUGCUCAACUUUUUCAAGACUUUACAGUGAGAGUUUGAAAUUUUAGUAAGUGACCAAAGGCAUACAUUUGAUACAAAUUAUAAAUGUAGUUGCGUCUGUGUGUAUGUAGAAUAUUGUCGCAAAAUUUUUUUUUCCCUCAUAAAGUCAUGGCUGCUUGAACAUACUUUUAUAUGCACAUAUUUACAUACCCAGCAGUUUAUCAGAAAAUAAGCAAGUUUCUAAUUAAAAAUCCACAAAAGUUUCAAGAUUAUAUUAAAUAUAGAACCAUUGUCGAACUGUUAUCAGACUUGUCAGAUGAUCGAAAUCUAACAAUUGUAUAUAAAGGAGGCAAUCGGCUGACUAGUUGGGCUUGUGAUUCAUACUAGUAACAAAGUAUUCUAUAUCUAUUCAAUUUUACUGCAGGGUAUUUACAUAUACAUUUAUAUAUGUGAUAUGAUGAUAGAAUAAUACUUGUGCCUGUAUAGUAAAGCACUAACUUUAAUUUGGUAUAAGUGGAAGCAAUAACGUAUGUGUGUAUAUGCAAUGCAGUGUUGUUAUGUGCAUUCUACACAUUUACUCACAUAUUAUCAUAUGUCAUAUCGAAUCGAGAGGCACCCACUAGUCAUAGCACAGCCCUAAGAUUUGACCCCUAGUAAGGGAAAUAUAUAAAAAAUUAUGCUUGUGUGUGUAAUACACACAAACACAUUCAUAAAUGUCAACAUAAAAAUAUAAAUGUUUGUAUUAAUCAUAGUGGCCUCAGAUUGAGACGCUCACACAAUCACGGGCUCAUAAGGCAAACGCCGGCUCUAAUUCUUUAACUUCAAAAUUAUAUUUACUGAGGACUUGGACAAUGCGAGCGGUUAUUCCUGGCCUUCUUAAGGCAGUCUCAUUUUGUAUUUUAGUCAUUAAUGCUGCAAAAGCAGUAGAUAUUUGCAAAAGAGGAUGCCCUCAAUCUGAUGGUGAAACCCUAAAAUUUCAAUCAGGCCAUCUUUAUGAAUACAAUUUCGAUUCAAUAUUGGAAGUUGCCCUUGGCACGGACUCAACUACAGCUGCAGAUGAUACAAGCUUAAAGUUGAUCGGAACAGCUAAGGUUUUCGCUGAGGGCAAUUGCGGAUAUACGUUGCAACUUAGUGCAGUCAAAGUUUCAGCUACCAAAGAAGCCACCGAAAAGAAGAUAGUACAGAACAUUCAGAAGCCUAUACAUUUUACUCUGGUGAAUGGAAAAGUGGAGCCACAAUUGUGUUCCGAUCCCAAUGAUAACCAAUAUGCUAUAAAUAUCAAACGAGCCAUUAUUUCUUUGUUACAAUCUAAUACAGAGGAUGGUACAGAAGUCGACGUUUUUGGCCAGUGUACCACUCACACAUCGGUAUCGAAUGUUGCAGGGUCACAGGUUGUAACCAAAGUACGUGAUCUAAAUCAUUGCAGCUACCGAGAGAAUACUCGCAGUAGCUUAAUACAUGGGGUUGUCAACCAGGCUGCCGGAGUCAAAUCUGCCCAACUUUUUAAGGCUAGCUAUGUUAAAGAAUCAAUAAUAUUGGAUGGUGUUGUUGAAAGUGUUCAUUUGGUUGAAGAUUAUAACUUUGGUGUUGCCGAAAAUGAUGUGAACAGCAUACGAGGAAAAGUUAUUACAAAUUUGAAAAUAAAAAAUGUAGCGGGAUUAAUUUCUGUCGCCCCACAAACGGGAAACCAUGGUGUUUCGAUAAUUUUUCAAAAACCUGAAGUAUACGCUACCAAAAAUUUAGCAGCUUUAAAAACGGCUUUAACACAAUUAGUCAUUUCACUCGAUUCAUAUGUAAAGAAGGAUAGUGCCAAAGGCUUUAUUGAACUUAUACAUUUGAUGCGCAAUGCUGACACAGAUACUUUGCUUGAAUUGGCUGUUGUUCCCCACCCGAAUACCGUUUUGACCCGCAAAGUCUAUCUAGAUGCUUUAUUCCAUACUGCCACUUCUGAAUCGGCCAAGGCUAUAUUCAAGCAAUUUAACAAAAUGAAUGAGCAAGAAAAGCUUAUUGCCAUCAUUUCAUUAAACCUUAUUCAAACGGUGGACAAAGAUACUUUAAAUCAAGCAAUUACCUUGCUGACACCAACUGCAUCAAAACACGUAUAUUUAUCAAUUGGUUCAUUGGUUUCGAAAUACUGUCAAUCUAAAGCAUGCGUGCAAGGAGACUUAGACGUUAUUACAAAAAAAUUUGUUGAUAAUUUAAAACACUGCAAAGCUAACACAAGGAAAGAUGAAGAUCGUAUUGUAAAUGUAUUGAAAGGAAUCGCUAAUAUGAAACUUACAGCUAGCAAUUCUGUUCCUGCCUUAGCUGAGUGUGCUUCACCUGGGCGCUCAAAUAGAAUACGUGUAGCAGCUCUACAGGCUUUCUCCUCAGCCAACUGCGAUUCAGUACUGACACAAAAAGCUUUAGCUUUACUCCGCGAUCGAAACGAAGAUUCUGAGCUAAGAAUUGAAUCAUAUUUAGCAGCUAUUGAGUGCCCAAACGCAAAUGUGGCCAUCGAAAUCGCAGAUAUUGUCAAUUCAGAAGAAGUUCAUCAAGUUGGUGGUUUCAUUGCAUCAAGUCUUAGAGCGAUACGCGAUUCAACAGACGAUCACCGUGCCCAUCAGCGUUAUCAUUUAGGUAACAUUCGUAUUACUAAGCAUUUCGCAAAGGAUCUAAGGCGAUACAGUUACAAUGAUGAAAUAUCUUAUAAAGUUGAUGCCCUUGGCAUUAGUGCAAGUUCAGACUACAAACUAAUAUACUCUCAACAUGGAUUCCUACCCCGUUCAGCUACAUUAAAUGUUACUGCAGAAAUUUUCGGAACUAAUUUCAAUGUUUUCGAAGUUAGCGCAAGACAAGAAAAUUUAGAGAAUAUUCUGGAAUAUUAUAUUGGACCUAAAGGCUUGCUUAAUAAAGAUUUUGAGGAAAUAAUGAAAAUGGUCGAAGAGGUGGGCACUUCUGGUGAUAGGACUCGUCGCUCAAUUGCUGAUGACACAUCAAAAUUCUCAAGGAAAUACAAAACAUACGGCAGCAAGAACAUUCAGGAUGUCAACCUUGACUUAUCGCUAAAAUUCUUCGGCUCUGAAAUGUUUUUCCUUAGUUUAGGUGAUCAAAUACCUAGUUCAUUAGAUGAUAUUAUCAAAUGUGUUUCUUCAACAUUUGAUAAUUUGAAAAAGGAAUUAUUAUCGUUUAGCAAAGAGUACACUUUAUAUGAUCUGUUUCUUGAUAUAAAUGCUAUAUAUCCCACUGGUCUCGGUAUUCCUCUCGAGCUGAAUACACAAGGUUUCACAGCCAAUAAAUUAGAAUUCGGAAUCAGUUUAGAUAUUGACAGUGUCAUUGAACAGAACUAUCUAGCCACUAAAUAUCAAGUUAAGCUUGUGCCAAGCGUUGAUGUUAGUUUGAAAUUACAACUUGGCUUUAACGCAUAUGCCUUAGCAACAGGCCUUCAAGUUGAAUUGAAUCUUCAUUCAGCCUCCGGUGCUGACGUGAAAUUCGACCUCACAAAUGAGGGAAAUGCCUUUAAUGUAGACAUACAGUUGCCACGAAAUGAGUUGGAAUUAAUAAAUGUAAAUGUUAACCCCGGAUUUUAUAUCACGGAACUUGAUAAGCCAACAAAGGUGAUUGCUUCAAAAAAUAAUAACAAACAGAAUCCUGAUAACUAUCAAAUGUGCUUUAACCAAUUAGACAUUAUUGGAAUUAAUUUAUGUAUCGAUGCGGCUGGUAUUGCAAUUGGCAAAGAAGAUUCAUCGAAUUCUGCUGAUAUUUACAGUUUAAUACAUCCAGUUAGGUUAAGCGUCUACACAGAAGUAGAGAAGAAUUACAAUCUGCGUGGUUCAUAUAUAGCACAUACGAAUAGUGGAAGUCAAGAAUGGAAAUUAGAGUUGAAUACUCCAGGAUCACGAGAACCCCAUACAGCUACCACUACCUUUGAGGUUGGAACAAAUCCUCGUAUUUAUACCAGAUUAGCAUUUGAUACUCCUAUAUAUCACUUUGCUCUUGAGUCAGGAUUUAAUAAUGAUAAUCAGGAAUUAGUAUUUUUUGCUCAAUAUGAAGACAAUGACAAAGUUAACCGAAACCGAAUUGGUUUCCUCCGUAACGGCAAUGAAUAUCGUCCCGUUGUUGAGAUACAGGAUAAAAAUGGUGUUUCUAAUGAAAUUUUCGGUUAUCGUCUGGAUGGAAAAGUUUUUUUGCAGAAAACUGGUGACAGGCAAGCCAAAUACAUUUUCGAAAAUUUACAAGUAUCAAAUAAACAAAAUGAUCGUGUUGUUCUAAAUGGAUGGAGUGAAUUGGGACCAUCCUGGUUAAACAACGAGUUACGAGUAGGUAUUGGAAAGGAUUUAUACCUCGUCAAAAGCAACUUUAAAGUAGAUAAGGGUGUCUAUGAUAUUGGAUUUUUCACAAACGAUGAACGAUCACCUCACAACGUCUAUGGAGCCUCUGCUCAUGUUGAAUUAGCCGAACAAGUUUUCGUUGUACAAUUGGUUGGUGCAGCUGCGUCUUGGAAAGUAGAUAUCAAUAAUGAAGUACAGUACACUAUUUCUGAAGGUUCCAAGGAUCUUACAUCCAGCAGCUUUAAACAUGAUAUAGCUCUUAAAAAUAAAAAUAAUAUUGUUGGUCAAUUUAAAUUGAAUGGGCAGACCUCUGGUGGAAACAAAUUGGAUCUUGAAACAGAAUUAAUACGAGACAAAAGAGUUGCUGCCAUUUCCGUAAAAUAUGAUGGAAGACGACAUACAAAAGGUGACUAUAAUCUUGAGGUUCACGGAAAAUAUAACAAACAUUUUGCUGAUAUUAUUGCCAAGUGCGACUUAAACGGCAAUCGUUUUGUUAUCGAUAACUCUUUGGCAACCAGCUGGGGUACAUCUGUUACCUUAAAAGGUGAAAUAGGACAACGUUACUCUGCUCAGGAUAUAUAUAUUGAUGUUCACGGAGUAGCUCAAUUCAACAAGAAGGACAAGCAGCUUCAAUGGAUUCUCAAAGUCAUCGGUGCACCUGAAAAGACUAAUAGUGAGUUAAAAAUGUCACGGGAUAAUGUAGACAUUUUGAAAUACAGUGGAGAAGUGCAGCAUCCACAGGAUAAAAUAUCAGGUGGUAAAAUCAAUAUAUCUGCCAAAAAUUUAGGGACUUUAAGAGGCGACUAUAAAAUAGCCAAAAAUGGCAAAGGCGAAGCUAAUGUAGCAAUUGAAACAUUGAAAUCUGAACAAAAACACAAAGUUAAUAUAAACUCGAAAUUUCAAGUUCAAGCACCCAAAUAUGAAUUAGAAACCACCAUUAUUUUCGACGGUGAAAAGAAAAUCUUCCUUAAGACGGAAAAUUAUUUAGAUAAAGUGAAAUUCGUAACCAAGAAUUUGGCAGAGAUUUCAAACAAAAAGGCUUCUUUCGAUGCUAAUGUCGGUGUUAAAGGAGAUUGGCGCUCCAAUGGAGAAUUACAAGGAAACUUCGUUUUUACUAUCCCCACCGGUAGUGUCGUAGACGGUAAUGUUAAACGUAAAAUUUCUACAAACAGUAAAACAGGCUACAUACAUGGGGAUCUAGAUGUACAAGUAAGCGAGACUCACGGCGGUAACAAACGUACUUUGGCUUACUCAUCGCGUGUCGACAAAUUCAAUUUAAAAACAAAAGAAAUCUCACAAAAGUCUCAGCUGACCUACACCGAUAUUGAUAGCAAAAAAUUGGAAUUGACUGCUGAUAUUAAACAUUUACCAAAAGAUCAAAGCAAAUUUAUAGAUAUUAAAUCCAACCUACGAGGUGAUAUACUCAGUAUUCCUGUCGAUGCCAACUUCGUAGUUGAUGAAUAUGACAAAAAACACGCCGUAUUCCGAAUUGACAUAAAGUCUGGAGGUGCAUUUAAUUAUAAUGUUAAUGGUAAAUAUAAUUUGGGUGGUAUCGACAGUCCUGCAACUUUCGAAGUUCAGUGUAAUAUCCAAUUGCCAAAAAGUACCAUCCAAUCAAUUCAAUUCAGUUCAAAUGGUAAACUGGUCCAGCCUUCUUAUAACAGCGGCACCUAUAUAAUUGAACUGCAUGUAGACGAACGUUUCGGCGAUAAUCAAUUCUUACGCUUGAACACCAUUUCGAAAGGUUCUCAAAAACAAGGAGCAUAUACUUUUGAUUUGGAAACUAAGGAAAUGCAUGGACCAUUAAAAUUAGAGGGUACUUAUCAACAUGAGCAUCAGGGAGAUCUCAAAGAUGAUACUGCUAGCGGAAAAGAGCGGUAUUCAUUUAACUUUAACUAUAAUAAUAACUUCGUUAAAACUGCCGCUGAUCUUACUUAUGUGGGGGUUGAUACAGCUGUAGCGCAUUAUACAUUGGACAGUAGUUUCGAAUCAGCCAAAAAUAUUGAUGUGGACUUACGUCUUCAAAAACUUGAAGUUGAUGCAUAUGAGCUUAAGUGUCAGGCAAAGAGUGGUAAUAAUUUAUAUGCAUCAGUUUCUAAAAUUUAUCAGUCACAUUAUAAAAAAGGACUUGAUAUACAAGUAUCACUUCCAAAUGGUAGUCCAAUAGUUAUUGUUGGUAUCUUUGAAAUCCUGGGUGAACACAAAAUUAAAAUUACAGUAGACGUUCAAAACGUCAUUGGUUUAGAUUUUACAUCUAACGUCGAGUCAUCACAUCAAGCUAUAGAGAAUUUCUUUGUUAAAGCCAAUUGGAACUCUGCAAAAUUAAACCUUGAGAGCUAUAAUCUAGAUUUGCGGUCACAAGAUAAGUCCCUAAUUUUCAAUUUGAAAAAUGCCAAAGGAGUAAUUUUUGAUGGCAGCGCUACAUACACUCAAAAGAAGGAGAAGAACAAAACCUUUAUCGAAGGCCAAGGACAAAUGCAAUACCAUGGGAAAACACAAAAGGCAAAUUUCCGUCUCAUACAUCACAUCUUUGACAUCAACGUAGACAAAGAAGUUGGCUUUUCGUACGCUCUAGAUGGCAACUUUGGGCCCAAGAAAGGAUUGUCCACCUUAAAGAUAACGAAUAAAGGAGUUGAUGCCGAAUUAUCAAUAUGCGAAGAUAAGAAACAAUGCACAAAUGUGCAGUUGCAAUCGAUUGUAUCACAAAAUAGUCAAGAAAUCGAUUCAUCACAAAAUUCAUUACUAAUUGUUAUUGAUUUGCGUGAACUUGGUUAUCCAUACGAAUUUGAAUUCCAAUCAAAGGCUAUUCGUCAAGGACUCAAGUUGCACUAUAGCUUAGAAUCGCAGAUUGUUUCAAAUAAUAACUUGAAAUAUAUGUUAGUUGCUGAUAUCCAGCCAACAAAUUCUAACGUUCAAUUAAAAUUACCUCAUAGAGAACUCUUACUAGAGGUGAAGCAGCAAUUCCCAGAACAGGGGAAAUUUUUUGGACAUUAUGAAAAUUCUCUAGCCUUCUUCUUUGACAAAACGAAUAAACCAAAUGACGUCACACGUAUUAAAGCUGUUGCAGAUAUAACUGGUAACGAACUCACGGCUAUAAAUUUUAUUAGUGAAAUCAAAUUUGAACAUCCAACAAUUCGCCCAUUGGCAAUUUCGAGCAAAGUUGACGCUAACCGCCAGCAACAAAGUGUAAACAGUGAAAUCGUUUUCGAUAUAUUCCGCUUACCCGAGCAAAAGAUCAUAGGUUCCUUUCGAACGAAAAACACGCACCAAGGAAACAGCUUUAAUAUUACAACUUUCGAAUCGCUAUACUCCAAAGGCCUAGGAUUUAAUUACGAAUUCAGCGGCCAUACCGCACUUAAUGUAGACUUGCAAAUAUUCAACUCAGCGGCAACUUUACAUAGUGGUGCCUCAGAUUUGAAGGUCUCAGCGAAUGUCUACGCCACAAAAGAUCACUGUGAUUUGGCCGUUUAUAUUCUAAAUGAGCCCAUAUUACAGGUCGCUGCCGACUACAAUCACCAGAAAUACGCUUUUAAUACUAACAGUAAAUUGCAACUUUUCAGCCAAGCUCCGAUCGAGCUCAUAACCGAUUUUCAACCAACGGAAAUGAAAUUUAUUGCUAAACGUAAAGGUCUUAUUGAUCUCAACGCCGAUGUAACAAAAUCGAUGCCAAUAUCACUCUGA